AUGGCAUGGAACUAUCCAGUACAAGACGAAUCUGCUUUAAAGCCGAAUCCAUAUUGCCCUCGAGAGCAGGAAAUAAACAUACUAUUAUUGGGACCAACAGGAGUUGGAAAAACCACAUUUAUUAAUGCUUUUGCUAACUAUAUUGUUAAUGAUACUCUUGAAGAUGCAGUCCAAGAUGAAAUGCAAGUCAUUAUUCCUUCUUCAUUUUCUUUCACUAUGCCAGAGUCUUUUGAUGAGAAGACAAUCAUUAUUGGUGAGCAGAAUGAUAACGAAAACUUUCUUGCUGAUGGCGAAUCAAGUACUAAGCAAUGUCGAAGUUUUGUUUUUCCAAUCGGUGAUCGAAAUCUACGUAUGAUCGAUACACCAGGCAUCGGUGAUACUAGAGGAAUUGAACAAGAUAAAAACAAUUUUCAUGAAAUAUUAUCUUAUCUUGCGCAAUAUGAACAUUUGAAUGGAGUAUGUAUAUUGCUUAAACCAAAUGAAGAACGUUUAACUAUACUUUUUCGAUUUUGUGUCAAUGAACUUCUUCGACAUUUACAUGUCAAUGCAAAGGAAAAUUUAAUUUUUAUCUUUACAAAUGCACGAGCAACAUUCUUUGCGCCUGGUAACACAAAAAAACUUGUUGAAAAUUUGCUACGAAAACAUCAAGAUGAACAUGGCGUCGUAAUACCAUUUUCAAAGGAAAAUACAUUUUUAUUUGAUAACGAACCAUUUCGUUAUCUAGCAGUACGUAAAAAUGGUAUCCAAUUGGAUGAUCAACAAACACAAAGUUAUAGUAGAAGUUGGGAUCAUUCUGUCAAAGAAUAUAGUCGUUUUAUGUCACAUAUGAUUACACGUCCGCUGCAUGCCGUAGCUAAUACAAUUUCAUUGAAUGAAGCUGAACAACUUAUUCGAAAACUUCCACGUCCAAUUGCUGAAACAGCAAAACUUAUCGAAGAAAAUAUUCAACUUGCUCAAGAACAUAAAAAUAAAGUACUCAGUAAUCCUGAAAUUGCGUUAGAAGGAAUACCACAGAAUAAGGCUAAAGUUAUCCAACUUAGACAUCCACGAACAGUCUGUGUGGGUGAAAAUUGCUGUCGAAUUAUUGAUGUAGAUGAUGAAAAAAAAAUUGAAUAUCUACAUAUAUGUCAUGAUGAAUGUUAUUUGAAAGGUGUCGUACAAGAAACAUUGUAUGAUCCAAAAUUAGAAGAAUGCACAGCAAUGAAUCCUGAAGAUGGUUUCUGUACAGUAUGUGACUGCCACUGGUUGCAACAUAAGCAUAUCACUUAUGAAUACAAAACAAAUCGUACUCAUAUCAAUACAACUACAACUAGAAGUAGAGAAAGAAAUCAAAGAAUGUCUUUGAGUGACAUUGAUAAACGUAUUAGUGAUUUACGAGAAGAAGCAGCAAAAAUUCAAGAUGUUUAUAAACAAUUAGCAAAAUUUCUUCAUGCAAAUUCUAUUCUUCCAAUAAAUGAUGAUAUUUUAGAUUAUCUUCAAUAUUUCAUUCGUGAAGAACAGAUGAAACAGAAUGCUGGUGCUCGUAAUGAUGAAAUCAUAGCUGGUCUACGAAAAACUAUGGAUGAGUUUACAAACAAUAUGGAAUUAUUUAAAAAUGCAAUAAGAGAGCAGAAAGAGUCAGGAGAUAUGACAGAUACUCUGAAUCCUGAAGAGAUUUUCGAUCUGGUUGGCACUCUAUAUGAAUUACCUAUCACUGGAGAACAAAUUCGACAGCAAGUCAAUGGAAUAAAAUUUGGUCAAGAAAAUUAUGCUGCUCACCGUGAAAGAAGUAUUGAGUUACCAUCCAAAGCUGCUUCGUCAAAAGUUAUGAAGGAUUUGAAAAAUAUUGUGUCUAUACGACGAAAAAAAUAA
Messenger RNA from Rotaria sp. Silwood1, 1851 nucleotides. The record is from the annotation of a GenBank genome assembly. Lineage: Eukaryota; Metazoa; Rotifera; Eurotatoria; Philodinida; Philodinidae.